Molecule: messenger RNA, 3417 nt
Organism: Physcomitrium patens
Lineage: Eukaryota; Viridiplantae; Streptophyta; Bryopsida; Funariales; Funariaceae
Source: RefSeq, a predicted model, not a curated record
GCUGGUUUCUGCCGCAAUGCUGCUUGAACCCGUUGUCGAGAUUUUUUUGUUUUGUUUUUAGCUCCUCGCCACCUUGGUUGUGAUAGCAGGUCUUCGCAAUUUCACGCGCGCUAAGGUUUAGAUUAGGAAUAUUUUUCUAGAUCCUUUUUUUUUAUUUCGAUUUUUUUCGAUUUUUUUUAGAGAUGUUGGUGGAAUUUCUGCGUUUGUGCGAGUGUACUUGGCGCACUUGUGGCGUCGGGAGAGAGUGGUGGAGCCCCUUGUGUGCCGAGUUCUUGAUUGUAGUUGGUUUCAAAUUGUCUGCUUCUGUGUAGCAUUUUUCUUUCUAUUCUUUUUUCAUAUAUUGAUAUGGUCUGUAUCGGAACACACGUGAAAAUGCGAGUAGAAAUUGAGUUGACAAAGGAAGUUCAAGAAGGUGUGAAAACUCGAGAGUGGUGUAUGACAGCGGUAGUUGAGCAGCGAUGGCGAGGAAGCGAAAGGAGAGGACAGAGGAUGAGGUGUGGUGAAUUUUUGUAAACCUCUGAGGCAACGGGUGUUGAAUCGGUGUCAUCGAUGAUUAAGUGCAGUGUGGCAACGACUGGAAUGGACUAGCUGCAGGUAGAACAAUUCGUGACGGUGAGUGUUCCUGCUCAGUGAUCACUUUUCGAAGUUUGCGGUCUGAAGUUAGUUCAUCGCGACUGCUUAGAAUGUGGUUGUGGUAGGAGACGACAUUCGAUAUUUCAAUAGAAAGUCUUUACAGUCCUCGGAAAUAUGCUUUUUCUGAACAAAAGGCUUUUCAAUCUGUUUGUUUGUAGAGACCCGUGUGAUGAUGGAUAUGUAAACCCUUUUAGCUUCUAACUUAGGAUUGGACGUAAGUUAUCAGUAAGAGGGAUUUGAUCGCCACUUUUUGUGCGACCUCACAAACUCUCUUGAUUAUACUUUUUUUUUUUUGUUUGUUUUUCUGGAGAUAUUAAGAGCAGCGAUCUAGUGCUAUCAUUCCGCGUCUCUCUGCUUGUCUGUAUUACUUGCGGAGAGUCGGAACAUGUUGCCGGAGUACUUCCUGCAUUCGCGGAGAGCGAUCUUGGAUAGUAUCAAGUUCUGUAAAAUCAUUGAAAUUCUUGGACUCUUUGAGAGGGCGUGGAAGACAUUUAUCAUUUCUCCUCUCAGAUGUGCGCAAACUACAUCGUGAUCGUGGGAUGUUGCGGAGAGGAUUUCCUUUAUGGCUACGGGCUCAAAAACAGAUGUACUUCAGCUAGAUUCUAUUGUUGGCGAAAUACUUAAAGCUAAUCAGUUUGAUGGAACCCUCUACUGGACGAAGCAUUGGAACAGGAAAAAUCUAGGAAGUCGGUGCUUUGAUGUUGAGAUGAGGUGGAAAUGUUUGAUGGUAAUAACUUGCUGAGGUCGGCCAGUCCCUGCAGACUCUUAGGCCUUGAUCGGCGCACCGAUAUUACAGAUCAAAUAGUGCAAAGGUUUCUUCAACAAUUGCAAUUUCUCCCAAGCAAUGUCUCGGUACUCAAGAUUACCAACAGUAGGUUCUGGCACCUCAGAGGAAAGAGUUCGUUACACGCCAUCGAACUCGGCUCAGGCAACCUUCAAGCUGGAAGGUGUUCGAGAGAAAAAGUCUUGCCACAGCACAGGGAAUGGAAACAUCUACAACGGUGUUCCCCGGCACCGAAGAGGAAAUUCUGCAUCAGGCAUAUCUGUCAAAAGACUUCGGGAGGGUCAAUUGAUGGACAAGCAUUCCGCUGAUGUGUCUAUGCCUGAGCACUUCUUGGGAACGGCAUUGGAGGACUUGGAUGACAUUGAAAGGCAGACGUGGCAAAAGCAUUGGGCUGAUGCACUGAUGAAGGUGCAGUCUCUUCGCCAUUCAGGUGCAGGCACACGAAGUGAACGAUGGUAUGGCAUCGGGACUGACAUUUAUAGGUCAGCACCUGUGACAAGUCUAGAUGCACAUCUCACAUCCAGUGCGAGAAAGAGCAAUGCCCACGCGGCUUCCUUGAAUUAUUGGAAUUAUUAUCCUGGGCCGUCGGUACAUAGAGAGAUCCCUACGUCGCAGAUAGAUACCACGAUUGAAGGAAAUGACACUGUUGAUUUUGAUGCGCGGAAAAACUCAUUGGUUGAUGGAGCGGUGCCGAAAAGAGAUGGAAAAAAAAAUCGUGGGGGCACCCCAGGUCGAGGCGCAAAGACUGUGACAAAAACGGAAAAUGCGGAUUCUCCUUUGGAAACAUUGAAGCGAAGUAUUCUCAGCGACAAUGGGUAUGAAGUCCGACAAGGAAGAGCUUCUAUCGACCAUGUUCCUGAAAAUUGUAUUCCGCAGGUCAAGAACAAGGCAUCAAACACUGGGUGCAGUUCAAACUCUACUUCUUUCAAACAAUUUAGCGAUUCGCAGAUUCCCAAGUUACACUCUGCACUGGGAGGCCGAGUGCAGCGAACGCAAUCACACAGAUACGGCCGCUUAUCAGGCCAGAAACCUGACCCUAGUCCCCUAUUUGAUGUGAUUGACAACAAUUCCGGCACCCAUCAAAAUGAAACGGCACCAAACUCAAUGCUGAAAAAGGCCAUCUCGAUGCGAGAGGGUGGUGCACACGCAGACGCUGUGAUGGAGAUGGCACAGGUUUACGCAGACAGUAUGUGUGGAGUGCCAAAAACGCUGGACUGUGCUUCAUGCGGCCGAAAUUUGGGGAUCAUUGUGCAGGGCAACCCUGGAGUUGACUUAGCGUUCUGUCAAGCCUGUCGACCAACGUCUUCACAAUGGAAGAAGCCGAUCUUAGACAACGCUGCAGGGUUCAAGAAAAAGAAGAACGGGAUAAUGCAAUUUUGUAGGAAAAUGCUACGCUUAGAGCAAAAAUCAAUUUAAGGCAGAUUGCUUAUGAGACAUAUCAGCAUCGACAGAUCCGUUUCUUUUCGCCUUGGAAAACUGUAAACUUUCAAGAGCUUGUCUUCAUUCUUACGUUGCACAGAUGACCAUGACACCAACCUAGCUCAAAGUAAGUCUUAAUUGCCAUUUGUGGUAGUCUUAUGACUUCACAUUCAUUACAACUACGUUCGUGCAGGUACUUUGGUGUGGCAGUUAUUCCUCGUGGUUACAGCUGAAGGAUUAAAGUGGUGAUCCCAAUGUGCCAGGAAACACAAGUAGAUUGUGAGCAAGUACUUGUGAAGUGUACUAUAAAGCAGCAUACAGAAUCUGAACCGUAUUUGAGGUAUGUCUCUUAAUGUAACUUAUAAACAGUACUCAUGCAUCAUUGUCCACCUACAUGUUUGUACUGUAUGCAGUUGGAGUGUUUCCGAAAGGUCCUGUUUACACCACAAUAAGAUGGACUGUUCAUGGUAUUUUAAUUAUUGUCAUGGCAUUCUCCCAAGGAAUGCUUCACAUUGUCUUCCUUAGGUGAGCAAUAAGCCACCUUAUCUGAUUCUAACCUGUAACAAUCUAUUUCGUGCUCA